Molecule: messenger RNA, 456 nt
Organism: Caenorhabditis bovis
Lineage: Eukaryota; Metazoa; Nematoda; Chromadorea; Rhabditida; Rhabditidae
Source: the annotation of a GenBank genome assembly
AUGGGUCGCAUGCACAAUCCAGGAAAGGGAAUGUCCAAAUCGGCCAUUCCCUAUCGCCGCUCCGUUUCGUCGUGGCAAAAGCUUACCGCUGAGGACGUUCAGGACCACAUCGUCAAGCUUGCCAAGAAGGGUCUCCGCCCAUCCCAAAUCGGUGUGAUCCUCAGGGAUUCGCAUGGAGUUGGGCAGGUUCGUCGCCUCGCCGGAAACAAGAUCUUCCGUAUCCUUAAGUCCAAGGGAAUGGCUCCAGAGCUCCCAGAGGACCUGUACCACCUCGUCAAGAAGGCCGUCGCCAUCCGCAAGCAUCUUGAGAGAUCCCGCAAGGACAUUGACAGCAAGUACAGACUCAUUUUGGUCGAGUCGCGUAUCCACCGUUUGGCUAGAUACUACAAGACCUCUCGCCAACUUCCACCAACCUGGAAGUACGAGUCUGCCACUGCUGCCUCCCUCGUUUCAUAA